AUGGAUGCGUGGUUUCAUACAGGACAAUGCGACUACCCAUCUCGUAGAGGACCUGGAAGUCAGUGUCAUCGACGUCUCUGUAGAUUUCCGGAGAAAGAGGAAUGUACCCGAGGACGUCAUCGUCAUCUCCUUUAUUGGUUGUCGGAGUCGUCAUCGGAGACACAGCAAGCUGCGGAAGGAAACCAUCAACCUAGAGAAUCCUCGGAUUUGGAAGAUCUAGCACGGGACAGGAGAAGAUCUCGAGACUAUUUUCGUGAUUAUCACUAUCAACCGCGCAAACAUAGAGGAUAUCGCAGCAAGCCACAUACUAUUCUAUAA
Molecule: messenger RNA, 318 nt
Organism: Cylicocyclus nassatus
Lineage: Eukaryota; Metazoa; Nematoda; Chromadorea; Rhabditida; Strongylidae
Source: the annotation of a GenBank genome assembly